AACACUGAAUGAGAAAUGACCCCACCACCAUCUGAGGAGACAAAAUGAAACCAGUGGUGGCGACUGGCGAUGGCGAGUGCCAACCCUCGAUCCAGUGGCUGCCACGCAACACCUAGAAGUAAAUUUAGAUUCUCCGGGCCGUUUCAACUCUUCGUAAUGGUGUAAGAUCGCUUUGCCUUCUCUCUCUCUCACAUGUAUUUGCUUUUGCUUCUGUGCUACUCCAUUAAUGACCCUCUGUCUGAGAGCUUCAAAAGCUUCGGCUACCAUAAACCCUACCCGUUCUAUCAAGGUACGCCUUCUCUUCCCAUGUUCCUUCUCUUUUCAUGAUUCCACUUCAAACCAUUCAGCUCCACCUUUCUCCGAAACCCAUUUCCAGGACGUCAUUUCCAAAUCAAUUCGUGAAAAACCCUCGAAUUUUUCCAAUUAUUACUGGCUCUCCCACCAGUUUGGACCCGUAAUUGUCGACCCCGACUUGUUUGUUCGCGUAUUGAGUUCGUUUAGGACGAGCCCACGCAUGGCUUUGCGGCUCUUCCGAUGGGCGGAGAGCCAACCAGGGUUUCGCCGGUCGGAGUUUGUGUUUUGCGCCAUUCUUGAAAUUCUUGCACAGAAUAACUUGAUGCGAUCAGCCUACUGGGUGAUGGAGAGAGUAAUUAGUGCAAACAUGCAUCGAAUUGUGGACGUUUUGAUUGGCGGGUGCGUGAGUUCGGAGGUUUCGGUUAAGAUUCUCGAUCUUUUGAUAUGGGUUUACUCUAAAAAAUCCAUGGUGGAGCAGUGUUUGUCGGUUUUUGAUAAAAUGAUAAAAAGUAGGUUGUCUCCGGAUGUCAAGAAUUGUAAUAGAAUACUUAGGAUACUUAGAGAUAAAGAUCUUAUGAGCAAAGCUGUAGAAGUUUAUAGAACAAUGGGUGAGUUUGGGAUUAAGCCCACUAUUGUUACAUACAAUACUUUGUUGGAUUCUUAUUGCAAGGGAGGGAAAGUGCAGCAAGGACUAGAUCUAUUAUCAGAGAUGCAAAGAAGAGGGUGUGCUCCAAAUGAUGUUACUUAUAAUGUGUUGAUAAAUGGGUUGUCAAAAAAAGGGGAAUUUGAGCAGGCCAAGGGAUUGAUUGGAGAGAUGUUAAAAACAGGGUUGAAGGUUUCAGCUUAUACUUAUAACCCUUUGAUUUAUGGAUAUUUUAACAAGGGGAUGCUGGCUGAGGCUUUGAGCCUUCAGGAAGAGAUGGUGCUUAAAGGAGCUUCUCCUACAGUGGCAACUUAUAAUUCAUUUAUAUAUGGGCUUUGCAAGUUGGGAAGAAUGAGUGAUGCUAUGCAACAGUUGUCUGACAUGUUGGCAAAUAAUUUGUUGCCAGAUGUGGUUUCAUACAACACUCUUAUUUAUGGGUAUUGUAGGUUGGGCAACUUGAUGAAAGCCUUUCUGUUAUUUGAUGAGUUAAGGAGUAUAUAUCUCUUUCCUACUAUUGUUACCUAUAAUACCCUUUUAGAUGGUCUUUGUAGGCAGGGGGAGUUGGAGGUUGCACAGCAGCUCAAAGUAGAAAUGAUCAAUGAAGGGAUAGCCCCUGAUAUUGUUACUUACACUAUUUUAGUAAAUGGGUCUUGCAAGAUGGGGAGUUUAUCGAUGGCUCAGGAAUUCUUUGAUGAGAUGUUGCAUGAAGGGCUGGAGUUGGACUCCUAUGCAUAUGCAACUCGAAUAGUGGGUGAACUGAAGCUUGGUGACACAUCCAGGGCAUUUAGUCUGCAAGAAGAAAUGCUAGCAAAGGGUUUCCCACCUGAUUUGAUCAUCUAUAACGUUGUUGUGGAUGGACUUUGUAAAUGGGGCAAUUUGGAAGAAGCAUCUGAACUGUUGCAAAAGAUGGUUAGUGAUGGUGUAAUUCCAGAUUAUGUAACAUAUACUAGCAUCAUUCAUGCACACUUGGAAAAUGGUCGUCUCAGGAAAGGCAGAGAGAUCUUCUAUGAGAUGCUGAGCAAAGGCCUAACACCUUCAGUUGUGACAUACACAGUAUUGAUUCAUGGACAUGCUGGUAAAGGGAGGCUCGAACGGGCAUUUAUAUAUUUCUCAGAAAUGCAGGAGAAGGGUAUUCUGCCAAAUGUGAUCACCUAUAAUUCUCUGAUAAAUGGUCUUUGCAAAGUAAGGAGAAUGGAUCAGGCCUACAAUUUUUUUACUGAGAUGGUAGAAAAGGGAAUACUCCCUAAUAAGUAUAGCUACACCAUCCUGAUAAAUGAGAACUGCAACAUGGGCAAUUGGCAAGAAGCUUUAAGUUUGUAUAAACAAAUGCUAGAUAGAGGAGUUCAGCCUGACUCUUGUACACAUAGUGCACUACUGAAGCAACUAGGCAAAGACUGUAAACUGCAAGCAGUCAGGCAACUUGAGAGUUUAUUAGACAGUGAAUAAACUGCCAAUACAAAGCCUUGAUGAAAACUUAGGUAGCUUUUUUGGUUUCUCACAUGAUUGGGAUGGGUUCCAUCUUCUUCUUGGAGGAAUUAUUUCAUUUGACUGUGAAGUUGGAAGGUCAAGGAGCUAUUCACUUCAUUUUUUUAUUCAUUUCUGGAAGUUAUGCUGUAAAAUUGGAGAACAUUCCUUGGAUUGGACCAUUCAUUUUACAAAACAGAGGCCAAAUCUGUCACAUAAAUUCUUUGACAGGUACUGCUGAAAUUCCUAAACAAGUUGAGCUUUUCAAAUAAAUCCUGGCAAAAAAUUUUCUGUUUUCUGUUUUCUUUAUAUCUCUCUCUCUCUCUCUCUAUAUAUAUAUAUAUAGAGAGAGAGAGAGAGAGAGAAAGAGAGAGAGAGAGAGAGAGAAGGGAGGGGUGAAGGGGGAAGGAGAUGUUCCUUCUUGGUGUAUGAGUUGCUGUGAUUAUGGAAUGUAGUCCUAGUAAUAUUUUCCAUUGUUAGUAAAUGUGCCUAGACUUUUUCAGAACUGAUUCCAAAGGUAUGGACCCAUUUGUGAUAUAAGCAUUUUGUAAUUGAGAAAUUACUUGUCUUACCUUCAACCUUUUUCAUGAUUGCACUUCAUUAUACUCAUUGCUGAUUACAUCAGUGUAUUCCAAGUCCUACCACAUUAUCUGUUGGGGUCACUUCUCAUUGUCUGUUCUAAAUAAAUACCAAAAGGAAGUCAUUCUUGUUCUAACCAACUCUUGUUGUCUAUCACUUGACUUAGAAAAUAGCUUCAAAGGUUGCUCUACAUGAAUGAAUUGUAACCUAUUUUGUGAAUUGACUGUUUGAAACUAGCCUAGUUGGUACCCCUUUACCAUAUGCAAAUUUGUUUGCUGUGCUGCAGGCCUAAACUUCUUUGCAUUCCCUCUUCUCUUGCAAUUAGCAAUCAUGGAACUUUGGUAUGUGCAAAACCACCUUUAUUGUUUCCGCAUAGGCAGCCUCUGUAUGGUCUGCCAUCAUUGGUAGUUGGUGCAAUAGUGGAAACUUUAAUAACUAUUAUCAGCAAAAGAAGAAGGCUGAAUGUCUUUGUGUUGGUUAAACUGAGUUUUCAAUUUGUGGCAAUUCAGUGCUUUCUUAAUAAAACUUUACUAACAGUUGUUUCUUAAAGGUUAAUUCUGUCAA
Molecule: messenger RNA, 3544 nt
Organism: Vitis riparia (riverbank grape)
Lineage: Eukaryota; Viridiplantae; Streptophyta; Magnoliopsida; Vitales; Vitaceae
Product: pentatricopeptide repeat-containing protein At1g22960, mitochondrial
Exons: 1
Coding region: 227-2383 (718 amino acids)
Molecular function (GO): protein binding
Source: RefSeq, a predicted model, not a curated record